AUGACAGCCAAAAGAUAUACGAUGUGUGUGUUUAUGCCAUCCUUUUUUGCAAUUGUAGCUCCUAUAGUUACAAAAAUUACAUACAACGCAAUAGAACCAACAUUGGAUGACGAUGUCAAUAAGAAUUUAGUUUUUGGAGAGAUUGCCUUAAUUGACGCGUAUGUCUACAUAUUGAUAGGUGCAUCCAUGGCUAGUUCUUAAAUAGGAAGUGCUCCUGUUGAAGAAAGAGAAAAAAAGUAGAAAUAUGCUUUAAAUGUGAUGGGAUGCAGAACAUUACCAUAUUGGCUAGGAUAUUAUAUUUAUGAUAUCACAGUUUGCAUUAUUUUACUGAUUGUAUUUAUCAUAACAGUAAACAUUUUUGGUGUUGAAGCAAUUAAUAAUGGAAAUGUUUAUGGACUUAUAUUUUGUUGUUACUUAGCAUACUUACCACUUAGUUAUAUAUUGUCUUGGCUAUUUACUUCAUUCUUAUCAGCAGUUAGAUCCUUAGUAUUCAUUCAAUUAUUUGGGUUCUUUAUGAUUGCUUCAGUAAUUUAUAUAGUGAGCAUAAAAGUUGAGGGUGUUCUUUGGAUUUUAUCAUUUUUGUGCCCUUCAUUAGCUACUUUUAGUGGAUUCAUGGCUGUAUAUAAUUAGAUUGCUAAAGAUAAUAAUGUAACCGAUGGAGAUAUAUUUGAAAAUGUUUAUCCAUUUGUCUUUAUGAUCAUCAUGCUCUUUUAAGCAUGUCUCUAUUUCUACAUAACUUAUUUAAUUGACAAUAGAGAACUCUUAGGUGCACAAUCUGGAGGAGUCUUAAGCCUGAAUUAGGAUGAUGAUGUAAUUUAAGAGGAAAAAAGAGUUGAAGUUCAGAGUUGUUAAGACAGAACAUAUGCCAAUGGAUUCUAGGCAGUAAAGGGAACUUCAUUCGGAGUAGAACCUGGACAGAUCUUUGGGUUAUUGGGUCCAAAUGGGGCUGGUAAGUCAACUACUUUUAACAUGAUUACUUCAAAAUUGAAGCCAUCCACAGGAACUAUUCUAUUAGAACAUUAGGAAGUUAAAAAAGGGUUGGGAGAUGUGUAUCAGAAUGUUGGAAUCUGUCCUUAAUUUGAUAGUCUAUAUGAUAUAGUAAACGUUAGAAGACACUUACAAAUCUUGGGCCUAUCUUAAAAGGCUUAAGAGGAGAAGAUGUGA
Molecule: messenger RNA, 1164 nt
Organism: Paramecium tetraurelia
Lineage: Eukaryota; Ciliophora; Oligohymenophorea; Peniculida; Parameciidae
Exons: 2
Biological process (GO): lipid transport; transmembrane transport
Cellular component (GO): membrane; intracellular membrane-bounded organelle
Molecular function (GO): ATP binding; ABC-type transporter activity; ATP hydrolysis activity
Source: RefSeq, a predicted model, not a curated record